Messenger RNA from Ostreobium quekettii, 2082 nucleotides. Lineage: Eukaryota; Viridiplantae; Chlorophyta; Ulvophyceae; Bryopsidales; Ostreobiaceae. The record is from the annotation of a GenBank genome assembly.
AUGGCCCUCAGCAAGAUUCAUGAGUUUGAUGCAAGCCAGAAGGACGAGUGCAGGAAUGCAGUUGAGCAAGGUCUGAGGAGGCUCAGAAGGGUCCUCAGGCUGCGAGAAGAGGAGAUUACCAUGAAGGUGGUGGCAACCGCCCUGGAACGUGCCACAAAAAUAAUAUUCCACUCGGUGGCACCUUACGACUUCAUGCGAGGCAAUGGGGUCCUUUUCAAGAAACUGAUGUGCAUGGCUGUGCUGAACGCUCAUGAUCUGGACCCUGGCUCAGCUGUCAAGACAGUUCUGAGCAUGGAGAAGAUUGGCCGACAGUCAUUGCGGCUGCACGUCCACGAGGGUGGCACGCUGGGUGACGUACUGUCUCAGCUGUCUGACCACGCACUCUCGAACAUGCAAGACUACAAGCAUGAGGAGCUGAUCGUCCUGUUGUGUGCGUUUGCAAAACUUGAGUUUACAGGAGGCAGAAAUCUUUUAGAUCACGUCCUGCCUGUGGUGUUGGAUCAGAUCGGCAACCUCAGCCCCAAGACUGUGGCAAAAUUGGGAUGGACCCUGGGGAGGUACGAUCUGUCCUCUGCCGAUAUCCCUCCCACAACUCUGCGUGCCAUUCUCAGGCAGGUGAAGGCCAGGUUCAAGAAGUUCAGCACCCUCGAUCUGUGCAGCACAGCCUGGGGCCUGGCCCGCCUCAACUGCGAGGACGCUGUCCCGCUGCUGCAGGCAAUCCUGGACACGGUGCAUUCCAGAAAGGAGGAGUUCACCCCUCUUGCAGUAUCAAGGCUGGUGGCAGCAUGCGACCUGCUCUCCUACCACCCUGGUGAUGGGACUCUGGACCUACUUGCCACCCUCUAUGCCAAGCAGGAGGCCAUCCUGACCCUUCCGUGCCUGGCUGAGGGGAUGGCCGGGUUCACAAACCUUGGCUACAAGGCAUCAAAGCUGUAUGCCGCCGCUGCCAGGACUGCCCUCGGGCCACAGAAGAAGCUGCCGCACGACCCUGGGGACGUCACCAAGUUCCUAGGCGUCAUGUCCCAGUACAGUGGCACACAGUACAUCGACCAAACCCUGGAUGCGGCACUGUGGACACUGGGACGCCGCCACAUCAGGGCAUCCACCAAAUGGGAUCUGGACAGCCACAAGAGGUCGGAGCUUUUUCCUGCUGUGAUUCACAGCCACGUUCAAAUGGACGGGCGGCGAGGCACCAACUUUGUGUGGAAGAACCAAGGGGAGAGGCUGUGCUUCGAGGCCUGGAGGGACAUCCAGAAGCAGAGGAAGCCCCACCCGAUCAUCGAUGACGUGAGGGGCGUGCUUGAAGGGAUGGGACACAUCUGCGAUGUGCCUGGGCUGGUUGGCGAUGGCCUCUUUGUCACAGAUGGCGUUGUGCACACCGGGAGGAGGAGUCUGGCCAUUAUGAUCGUGCUCAAGUCGCACGUGUUUAGGAACAACCCCCGCCGCCUGAGGGGGGACUUCGUGUGGAUGCGCAGGGCUCUGGGCCUGCUCGGGUGGCCAGUGUUGAGCAUCGCAGCUGCAAAGUGGGGUCGGCUGGAGACCCAAGGGGAGAAGGAGGAGUAUGUGGCCCAGAAGCUGUCGGAUGUUCAGGGCACUGUGAAGGCGCUGUAUUACAGGGAGGCCUUUUGGAACAGGAUGGAGGACAUCAGGGCAAGGGCCAGGGAAGGGGGCUCUGGCGAUGAUGGUGCUUGGGGCCAUGGCAGUGUGGUGCCGCAGGCGACGGUGGAGGUGGCGGAUGUGGAGGCAGUGCAGGCUCAGAAAUACGAUGAGCCAGAAGCAGAGGAGGCUAAAAUCCAUGAAACAACGCCAUUGGAGGCAGUGUUGACUGAGCUAUGCGAAGAAAGGGAGUCAGGCGUACUGUUGAAUCAGCCGCUCUAUGGGCCCAAGUGCCAAGAACAGGGGGCGCUUCAGUUUCGCAAGGAUUAUACUAAUGGUCGGGACUGUCAGAACCACGUAGGUGACCGCGGGCAAUCUAUGGUUGGAUUAAAUCAGGAGCUGGAUGUGAGCGUUGACGUGGAUGCACAACGAACAGAACAGGAGAGUGAACAGGGGACCACUCGUGCAGAAUCUGUUGUUUCCUGA